Ictalurus furcatus (blue catfish) is the source of this 2807-nucleotide messenger RNA. Its product is annotated as solute carrier family 35 member D3. NCBI's taxonomy places the organism in Eukaryota, Metazoa, Chordata, Actinopteri, Siluriformes, Ictaluridae. The record is from RefSeq and is a predicted model, not a curated record. The transcript has 5 exons. The coding region runs from base 1337 to 2383 and encodes 348 amino acids.
UCCUCAGCCUCAGCUACAGCACUCCACCCAUCCAUCCAUCUUCUAUCACUUACUCCUUCUUCAGGGUCACGGGGAACCUGGAGCCUAUCCCAGGGAGCAUGGGGCACAAGGCGGGGUACAUCCUGGACAGGGUGCCGGUCCAUCGCAGGGCACAAUCACAUAAACACUCACACACCCAUUCAUACACUGUAGACACUUUAGACACGCCAAUCAGCCUACCAUGCAUGUCUUUGGACUAGGGGAGGAAACCGGAGUACCCGGAGGAAACCCCCACAGCACAGGGAGAACAUGCAAACCCCACACACACAUGGCGCAUUCACAUGGUGUGAAUUGAACCCCGGACCCUGGAGGUGUGAGGCGAAUGUGCUAACCACUAAGCCACCGUGCGCCCCAGCUACAGCACUCCAGUUCAUAAUUGGUUUCAAAUAAAGAUGUGCGACUAUUAUUCUUUUUAAUCCCACCCACACAGUUAUAAUUUUUUGUUUGUACAUGCCAGCGAUAGUUUCUAACAAAUUUAGUUGGUUCUAUUUCCAAAAAAAAAUGGACAAACUAAUAGCCUUAUUUAGGAAUUAUAUGCAUUCUCAUAUAAACACAUCAUCAUGGUGGCAAACCUUCGCUGUUAGUCUGAGUGCCUUGAAUGAGGUCAUUGCGAGAGGGUUUGACAAUGCCAUUCAUCUCUGGACAGGAGGCGCUGUUUUCUCCGGGCACAGAGCUCCGAAGUCCAGUGGAGGCGACAAUACGGCAUUUAUCAGACCUAUAGGUAGGGGGAGGUAUAGAGGGAUUUUUUUUUUUUUUUUUUUAAAGAGAAAUGGAGGAAUAAGAGGAAAAUAUGGAUUCAAAUCUUCAAACGAAAAUACUUUUUGUGCCAUACUCCUGAGCACUACUGUCCCUUAUAAGAGGUAAGCUAAAAGUCUACUAAGUUGUCUGUUUAGCUCAUUUUAUGAUCAUUUUAAACAUGUCUGUAAUGUUAAAUAAAGUUAAUAAUAAUACGCACGUCAAGGAACUCACCUGGACAGUGCAAUGCCCAUGGUUUUGGAUCGAAGGCAUUCGGGAGUCGCAGCCUUCUUCACUGCUACGGGCCAAAAGGUACAAAAGUCGACGCAACCAUCCUGACGCACACACACACACACACGGCUGGAAAAGUCUGCAGUCGAGCCAAAUCACCCUACAAGAACCAACAUCCUCAACGAUGCUGAGGAAAAUCGAGGAAUCCGGCUCCUGGCCAUGGUGCUCGUUUGUUCUCCAUGUGUAAAAAAGCGACCGUUUUUUUCUUUCUUUCUUCUCGUUUGUUCCUGUCCCCUUCCUCCCGUCCUUAUUUUAGUAGGUUGCCGUGGUUAUGCGGCAGCGUGAAGUGCUCUACAUGAGCCAGGGUGAGCUGGACAUGACAGGAGCUGUGUCUGUGUCUCACGCCCAGGGUUCGAAAGCUCAUCAGGACAUCACAGGCAGUAUGGAGACCUGGAAUGGCUGCCUCAGAUAUACAGGCACCUUAAUCUCCAAAUGGUCGUUGUGGCUGCGGAUACGAGGUCCUGCUUCAGUGUGUGAUGUCUAUAAAUCCCUGGCCCCAUUAAUGCUCUACGCUGUUGCCCUGGUGGUUGUAGUUUUAUAUGCACUCGCAGAUCAGCUCCAUGACUUUGUGUGCAGGAUCUUAAUUCCGCAGUACUACUUCCCAUACACCACACCGCUCGCGCUCAUACAGGUGCUCCUGAACGUCCUGGCAUUGCUGGGUCUGCGUGCUCUGGGUGUCGUGCCACUGAAUCCGUUCUCUCUCAGGCUAGCUGAGAGGCUUAUGGUGCCUGCUGUGUGUGGUAGUGUCCAGUCUGUUCUGGCAAUGUGGGCACGGGCGAGUGCACACUCGGGCUUGUUCCCCCUCAUCGGGCGCCUCCUCCCGCUCUUCAGCCUGGCAUGGGGUCACCUACUGGGUGUCAGCAAGCCUAACUCCGCCCACUUCACCUGCCUGCUCACGGCCAUCACUCUCACCUCUAUUGGAAUUACAGCGUACGAGGGUGUGUACGACGUGGAGCCGCUGGAAUAUUUCUACUCUCCUCUAAGCCUGUUCCUGCACAGUCUCUCCCUGGCCUGGCUGUCCAAUGUCGCCCAGACUGAGCGAGACCAUGCUACGACUUUUGACCUCUACUACACCCUGUCAGUGACCCAGAGUGCCUUACUGGUACUGCUAUGCGUGUUGCAUCCGGACACUGCGCGAGCGAUCACGCACGGCAGCUGGCACACCCUGCUCUUUCUGGGAUACUUGUUAUCCGUGCUCCUCCUGGGCUCUGUACAGAUUUUUCUAGUGAACGUAACGGCGCUGAGGUACUCGCCGCUCACUGCGGCUCUGCUACACUCUGCCAGAGGACUCGCAAUGCCGCUUAUUAAACUAUUAUAGCACAAAGCCAGCGAUCAGAGAGGACGCUCAAGCAUCCAGUCCAGUCGCAGACAUUUAGAAAGACAUUUGAUUUCAUCAUCAGGUCAAGUAAGCUAAAUAAUGUUUUGGAAGCGACAAAAAGCAGAAAAUGUAGAAGCACAAUACAUAAAAUCAUACAGACACAGGUCAAGAGCUUCAGUUAAUGUUCACACCAAACAUCAGGAUGCAGAAUAAAUGUGAUCCCAGUGACUUUUACCAAAGAUAAGCUAAAAGGAACGCUACAGUAUCUCAAAUCACCACUCUUUACAACCGUGGUAAGCAGAAAAGCAAAGCAAGAUAAAUUCACACUCUUAAAAUCCGUAUCCCGUGUUUAUGUUUCUGUAAAGCUGCUUUGCGACAACGUCCAUUGUUAAAAGUGCUACAAAUAAAAUUGAAUUGAAUUGAG